Messenger RNA from Grosmannia clavigera kw1407, 2169 nucleotides. Its product is annotated as two-component response regulator ssk1p. NCBI's taxonomy places the organism in Eukaryota, Fungi, Ascomycota, Sordariomycetes, Ophiostomatales, Ophiostomataceae. Gene Ontology annotation, cellular component: Mcs4 RR-MAPKKK complex. Gene Ontology annotation, molecular function: phosphorelay response regulator activity; protein kinase activator activity. Bases 1 to 2169 code for a protein of 722 amino acids. Gene Ontology annotation, biological process: osmosensory signaling via phosphorelay pathway. The transcript has 3 exons. The record is from RefSeq and is a predicted model, not a curated record.
AUGGCCGCUGCGGCGCCGACGCAGAAGGUAUGGGUGCGACGGCCUGGCGCAUCGGCGACACUCGUUACCUUUAGCGAGAGGGACGUGGUAGAUGAUGUGCGAGAAACGCUGCUACACAAAUACGGUAACUCCCUGGGACGCGUAUACGAUGCCCCCGACAUCACGUUGCGGUUGAUUCCCCGAGCGGACAAUCAGACGGAACGCACAUUAGGGCCAGAUGAGCCGAUGGCAGAGGUGCUGGAAAAUACGUAUGCAGGCGGUCAGACGAUCGAAGAGGCGCUGAUCAUCGACGUGCCGCUGCGACGCAUCACUCCUUCCUCUUCUCCCCAAGCAGGGCGACCUGACGGCCUCUAUGCCGUGCCUGUGGGCUAUACAACCUCCCGCGAUAGCUAUUCCAGCGGCUAUGAGACGCGCACCGACUAUUUUGGCCCGGGAGCUGUCGCAGCCUCCAAUCAUAGCCAUGGCUACAGCCACGGCCACAGCCACGGCCACGGCCACAAUCAUGGUCACGGCUACAGCCAUGGACCUUCCAGUCACAUCCUCCAAACAACCUUUCAGCGUCACGCGCAUGCCCAUCCGCUGAACCUGCAUCUCCAGGCACCACCACCCAGUGCAUCCGGGGGUGUAACCAACGGCCGCUCGUCGCAGAUGCCACAGGCUGUGGGUGGAGGCGCAAACGGCGGCAGCAAUGGCGGUGGAGGCAGUCCACACCACCAUCCACACUCCAUUUCCGUCCUAGCAACUGGCCAGGUGCCGCCCAUCCCGAAUCUGCCAUCGCCAAACGGCUCGCGGUGGCAGCAGAAAGACCGCUCCGACCGGCCCAAGCUACACCGACAGAUCUCGGCAAACGGUCAUGUCGAUGGGUCUGGAAGCCUUCACGAAUACGUGGGUCAAGGAUCCUCGGCCGCCGGCGGCGCCGUCCCGGGAUCGACGCUGGGUGUCAACGUGGGACAGUUGGUGGGACAGUUGGGGUCUGGCCCCCCCAACAUCUCGCUUGCAGCCCCCAUUUCCGGAAGCUCUGUUUUGCUCGGCACGGGCGACGGUGGCCCGGGUGCGAUCAGCGGAUCGCCAGGAACAGGCAUGGCCGGCGAUGUGAAGGGUAACGGCGACGGUGGCAGCUCCAACAACAAUGUGAUCAACGGCAAUGCAGGCAUAAGUGUCUCCAUGGCAUCGCCAUCACCGCACAACGGCACGUCAUCUCCGCGGCCGGCAUCACCACUGCGCACCAAGAGGCUCAAGAAGCCCACUCGGCAGAUGGACGACGACAGCCACACAGAGUUGCGGUUGGGCCCACUGACGGUGCCGCCUAUCAAUGUGUUGAUUGUCGAGGACAACAUCAUCAAUCUUAAGCUGCUCGAGGCCUUUAUCAAGCGGCUCAAGGUGCGGUGGCAGACCGCCAUGAACGGCCGGGACGCCGUGCUCAAGUGGCGCACAGGCGGCUUCCAUUUGGUGCUCAUGGACAUCCAGCUACCCCUGAUGUCGGGGCUGGAAGCCACGCGUGAGAUCCGCCGCCUUGAGCGGGUCAACUCCAUCGGCGUCUUCGCGUCAACGCCGAGCGACAACAUCGGCAAUGGCCGCGACCCGCGCUCCGACAAGCUCGAGAACAUGUCGCUGUUCAAGAGCCCUGUCAUCAUUGUCGCCCUGACGGCCAGCUCGCUGCAGAGCGACCGGAACGAUGCCCUGGCUGCCGGGUGCAACGACUUUCUGACCAAGCCGGUCAACUUCGUCUGGCUCGAAAAGAAGAUCAUGGAGUGGGGAUGCAUGCAGGCCCUGAUCGAUUUUGACGGCUGGCGCAGUUGGAAGGAGCUCAAGCUGCCGUCCUUGCCGUCCCAUGAAGCAGCCGAUGCCAACGGGACAUCCAGCGACUCCGGCACCAAGAAGUCUAAGAAGCACAUCGGUCAUGCGAAGCGCCUGUCCAUGUCAUCGGUCAUUCACGAAACUGCCGGUGGCGAUAGCCUGAACACGAUUAAAACGCUGUCGCUGGCCGACGGUACAGCCUCAGGUCUUACAGCUCGGUCGCCCCUCUCCGCUUCGGCAGACCCCAGCGAGCGGUCGUUGGAUUCAGCCGUAUCGCCACAGACAUCGCCCGAGACCACGCAGAACUCAGACAGUCCAGCCGUCACUCCCACCAUCGCUCCCCAAUCGACCGACGUUGCCAGCGCUGCCUGA